CGUCAUUUGGUUUUCAUCUUGUUCCUCCUUUGGUUGGAGAUCAUACCAGCUAGCUGAUAGCAAACCAGCUACAUUUCUUUAUUUUUCAUAGUUCUAAGACCCACUUAUUAUAAGGCGUGUUUGAUUUUCUGAUUCAACAGGAUAUUGUUUAUCGACAAAUUCAUUCGGACACAGUUUUCUUUCCGCUCCGGGAGAAAACACUGAGCCAUGUACAAUGGGAUUGGCCUGACAACUCCGCGGGGCAGCGGCACCAAUGGCUAUGUACAGCGCAACCUUUCGAGCCUGCGGGUCAAAAGGCCGCGGGAUGAGCGCGGGGGUGAGCGGGAUGACAAGGACAGGGAGAGACUGGAGAGUCAGCUCAACAGGCAGCCCAAUGCUGACAUCCUGGAGCACCAACGGAAGAGGCAGCUGGAGGUCAAGUGUGCUGAGCUGCAGGACAUGAUGGAGGAGCAAGGGUAUUCAGCUGAGGAAAUCGAGGAGAAGGUGAACAGUUUCCGUAUGAUGCUACAGGAGAAGCAGGAGCCCCCUCCCGCCACCACUGAGAGACCAACGGCGACAGAGACUCAUGCUCUGGCUGCAGCCAACCAGCAGAAGAAUGACCGUCUUCGUGCUGCUUUUGGCAUCACCAGCGACUAUGUGGACGGGUCAUCCUUCCACGCUGACCGCAAGGAGAGAGAAAAGGAGAAGAAAGAGCAAGAACGCCUGGAGAGGGAAAGGCAGCAGAAAUAUACGUUGGUGGAAGAUUCAGACAAUUCAGAUUCUCCUCCCAAGAAGCGGAGUCGUAAGAAGAAAAAGAAAAACAAGAACAGAGACAGCUCAGAGAGUCCCUCCUCAUCUCCUCCACGAGAAAAGACGAAAUCCAAAAAGAAGAAAAAGAAACGUGAUGCAUCAGAAGAUGAUGAUGAUGAAGAAGAAGAAGACAGUUCGUCAGAUGAGAAGCAGAAGAAGUCAAAAAAGAAAACAAAGAAGAGUAAAAGUGUGAGUCCUCCGAAAGAAAAGGCAGUGCGACACAGGAGUGUCUCCUCCAGCUCUGCUCACAGCCAGUCUCCAGCUUCACUGAGAUCACGUCAACAGGACCAAAUUGCAAGAAAAGCUGAUGAAGGUAGAAAGGGGAGAUCACCAGACAGGAGGAGACGUGGCUACGAGGACCACUUUCCACAGCAUCAGGGAGGUGAAGGGAAGAGGCCAAAUUUUGAGAGAGAAAAAGAGCGGCCGAGUGAGAUGGAGAAGACCUCCAAGAGGAGACAUGACUCUUCAUCCCCUUCUCCACCACCACAGACCGAAAAAAGCAGGGAGAAGGAGAAAGGGAGGCGUUCCAGGAGCAUAGAAAACGAGAGGGAGAAAGGGAGGCGUUCAAGAAGCAGAGAGAUGGAGAAAGGGAAGCGUUCCAGGAGUAUAGAAAAGGACAGGGAGAGAGAAAGGAGCCCCAGAAGCAGAGAGAUGGAGAAAGGAAGGCGAUCAAGGAGCAGAGACAACCAGAGAGGGAGGCGUUCAAGGAGCAGAGAAAAAGAGAGGGAGAAAGUAAGGAGCUCCAGAAGCGGAGAUGUGGAGAAAGUGAGGAGGUCAAGGAGCAGAGAUGUGGAGAAAGGCAGCUUUUCAAAAAGCAGAGAGGCAGAGAAAGGGAGGCGUUCCAGAAGCAGAGAAAAGCGGGACAAAGGAAAGGAGAGCCUUCCGCAGAGGACAAGACAUCACUCAUCCUCAUCCCGUUCUCCUUCUCCUCCACCCAAACAGGAGACUAGGAUGGAAAGGAGCAGAGACAUUGAGCGGGAAAAAGAAAGGAAUAAACAGGAAAAAAAGAGGCAUGACUCCUCAUCUCCCUCACCUCCCCCGAAGAGGGAGAGGAGUGGAGAGAGGGAGCGCAGGAAUGAAAGAGAUCUGCACUCAAGGGUGCCAAAUGAAAGGGACAACAGAAGAGACACUGCUAAGAGACAGGAGAGAGAGGUGUCUCCUUCCCAACAGAAAAAUGACAGGAGAAAUGAAGGAGGGCAUCCGUCCCACGAUUCCCCGUUACCUGCCUGUCGCUCUCCUGUCACAAAUGGGCGUCAAAGAGAGAAGGAGGAUGAGAGGAAAAGAGAAAAAGAAAGGGAGAGCAUUAAAGAGAAAGACAGGCAUCUGAACAAGCCGACGGAACAAGACAGAGAGCGAGGUCCAGAAGGCGGCAGAAAGAGAGAUGAGGCUGUCCGUUCAAGUGCCGAAAGUAGGCGAGAUGGAUCGAGACCUGCGGAGAAAGGCAAGAGGGAAAGACCAGAGAUGAAUGAGAGGCAAGAGAAGACGAGAAGCCCGCUGAUGAGCGAGAAAAAUGAUGACAAGGAGAAACGGGCUGAGAAAAAGAGAGAGAGUAGUAGUAGUAGUAGUAGUAGCAGCAGCAGCAGCAGCAGUAGCAGCGGCAGCGAUAGCGACAGUGAUAGCUCCUCAUCCUCCUCUUCAUCUUCCUCUUCAUCCUCAUCUUCUGAAGAUGAAGGCAAGGUAAAGAAGGCUGGCUCACCAGGGAAGGAAAAAAGCAGCCCCUCGAAAAGUACACCAUCUGCCAUUGGAGCUGCAGUUCAAAGGUAUUUAGCCAACGGGGGAAAGGAAAGCCCUGUCCCUGCUUCUGAGGGCAACGGGCAUCGACAAGCCCAGAAGGACAGAGAGGUUGGAGGAGACAAACGUGAGAGGGAAAGAGCUUCCCACAAAGCUCCUGCAGAGACUCACCCAUCCCGGAAAAAAGGUCAGGAACGAUAUAGCCCCACACAGAUGGACAGCCCCAGUCCACCUCCUUCCCCAUCCAACAGAGCAGACGCCAGCAGAGGCAGCAAAAGGUAUUCUCCCUCUGAGGCCGAAGCAGAAAAAACAAGAGUGGAGGCGAAAGUCGGGGAAAGGGAGAGAGGGAGGGAGAGGGACGCAGCCAGGAGGCCUGCAAGGUCCAGCCCCUCAGCUAGGAGGUCACGCUCGCCACCCCAGAAAACCACCACCUCCCCAGCACGUCGCACUCCACCAAGGCAGUAUCAGGAACCACCAUCCCGAUCCAGGAGAGCUUCUCCUCCUCCGGCCUGGUCAGACUGGGACAGAGAGAGGCAGAGGGACCGGGACAGGGACAGAGAGAGGGAGAGGGACAGGGACAGAGAGAGGGACAGGGACAGAGAGAGGGACAGAGAACGUGAGCGGGUUGCCAGGAGGAGCAGGUCCAGAAGCCCAAGAAGGCGCAGCAGGUCCAGGUCUAGAAGUCCAAGGCGGCGAAGCCCCCCCAGCAGGUCCCGUCGUUCUCCCUCUCCACAGCGGCGAAGGAGGACCAGUCACUCCCUCUCCCGAGAAAGAACGAGACAAAGGGAACAUGAGAGGAUCAGGCAGAGGGAGGUAGAACAAGAGAGAGGGCGGCUAAAGGAGCAUCUGCCCCCAAAAGAUGUCCCCCAACCCCACAGGUCUUCCUCCUCCUCAUCAUCAUCCAGCUCCUCUUCUUCCUCUUCAUCCUCACCGUCACCACAGCGAGAGAUGAAAGACACAAAAGCACUAACAGAGAGAGGCAAAAGAACGGAGCGAGAGGAUGAGAAGAGAGAGGACAGACAGCAGAAAAUGAGUUCCUCUUCUUCACAAGGCCCUUCCAGAGACUCAUCCCAUGCCCCAACCUCAGGUAGGAGAGGCUCCCAGUUGGACUCCAGGCGCUCGGAUGUGCCCCCCAGAAGGUCCCCUGCGGGCAGCCAACCAGAAGCCAAACCGGUGUCUCGAGAUCCAAGCAGGAAGCAGUCACCAUUGGCGACCCAUCAAUCUUCAAACCAAACAGUCAGAAGUGAGAGCGCUGUAAACGGGAAGGAGGCAAGUGCAGGCAAGAAAGCCAAGAGGAGCAGCAGCUCCAGCUCCUCUUCCUCAUCCUCAUCCUCCUCUUCUUCUUCCUCGUCUUCAUCAUCCUCGUCAGACAGCUCUGACUCUGAGGUGGAGCAAGGAAAAGGGAAGACCGUCAAAGCUACAAGCUCUCCUUCUUCAUCCUCUUCAUCGGAGAAUGAAAAGGAAACUAAGAAAAAGAGCCCUGCAAUGCCUCGGAGGGUGCCGGCUGAUUCACUGAGAGAUUCUCGCUCACUCAGUUAUUCUCCUCCAAGGUACAUGAGAGCAGCACCGCCAUCGCCUAGCCGCAGGAGUGGCAGCAGGCAGUCACCGAGCCGCUCCUCAAGCAGCAGACGAAGGAAAUGAGCCAACAUCUUGAGGCGCUUUACUACUUUUUUUGUGUUGUUUCUCUGUUCACUUCCGGCUGGUUUGAACUGGACUAUAACAUGGACUUUACAGCCAGCGGUCAGUAGAUAAACAUCUGCUAAUGUCAGGGGACUUGUUUUGGUUUCGAGUCAUCACACAGUUAUCAACAAUGUGUUUGUUUUUUAAGCUGCGUUGACCCGAGGCUGGCUUGUACAUUUCUUUUUAUGAGCUGAAUAAGAAACGUACACAUUCACACACGCAAACAGUUAAGUAAAAUGUAACUAACAAUGUUCCUCUGUACUUGUACUGUUUGUUGCGUUAUACCUGUAGAUAUAAGCUGUCUGUAUUUUUGGUUAUGUAACAGAUACAAAUUUCCAUUUAAUGUGAGCAGAAACUGAAACAUGGUUAAUUUCUUUGUUGAAAAUGGUUAAUAAAAGGCAAUUGUACAUUUAA
Perca fluviatilis (European perch) is the source of this 4614-nucleotide messenger RNA. It is a transcript of the gene srrm2, whose product is annotated as serine/arginine repetitive matrix 2. NCBI's taxonomy places the organism in Eukaryota, Metazoa, Chordata, Actinopteri, Perciformes, Percidae. Bases 208 to 4161 code for a protein of 1317 amino acids. The transcript is spliced from 14 exons. The record is from RefSeq and is a predicted model, not a curated record.